CACAGUGUAAGUUGAAUGGUGCUACUCGUUUGCAGGGUUUGACAUCUGCAGUAGGCCUAUUCUAUACAAUUUGCAGAGAAUGGCCGGUUUCAUUUCAAACCCGAAUUCAGGGAUAUUUCUCUGGUGUGUAGUAUCCCUCUCGUUCCUGACGUCGCUUUCAACGGAUACGUGUCCCGAUUCGUGUCGUUGUCAUGGCAACACGUUGAAGUGCACACCGAAUGUAAACGGCGGAAUCAAACUACUCAAAGUGCCGCCAGAUUUACUACGCUACAACCUGUUUCACAUCAAAUAUGCGAACUUGUCAAGAAAUAGAUUGCAGCAGAUCGAACCUGGCGAUUUCCUCGGCCUACCGAGAGUUAUCAGAUUAGAUUUGCGGCAUAACCGACUGAGGGCGCUAUUACGAAAUGGCUUUAGCGGACUGGAAGACUUGAUGACACUUCAGCUAUCCUACAAUGUCAUCAGGUACAUUGAUCGAUUUGCGUUCGAAGGAUUAACAAAGGUUCGCAAAAUUGAUCUCUCUCACAACGAGAUAGCUUUUAUCGAAGACGACUCCUUCAAGACGAGAGACGGUUUGAUAACACUCCUCAGUUUGGAUCUUUCUUUCAAUCAACUCUACGACCUGCACGGACCAACUUUUUUGGGUCUGGAAUCUUUACAGGAAUUGUACCUGAACCACAAUUCUUUGAGGGCUAUCCACACUGAAGUGUUCGCAACCUUGCAACAGCUGGAGAAGAUAUACCUGGGUCGUAAUUUUAUAAACUGCACUUGUGAAUGGCUGGAAGUCUGGAGCAACUUGCAGUCACGUGAUAUCGAAAUGAUGGACACCAGUGAUGCACUGAAAGCUUGCACCGAAGACGUCAUAAUUUGCGAUAAUGAACUAGAGCCUAGCGACAUCCCAGACGAAGAUUUCGACGUUGCCACCUCCAUCGCCCAAGUAGCGUAUAACCUCAUUAUGGAGGACUUGAUCCCGCCGGAGACGGACGGCCACGGUAACAUCGUCGACGCUGACGGGAACUCAUUCCCGCUGUGGAGCCCGGAGGGGGAGCGGGUCUUGAGCGCGCACGACGGGGAGAUGAGACGGCGCAUCGGGGAGGUAGAGGACAGGGAUCUGAGGAGGAUGUUCACAGUGACGUUCCAGGAGAGAAUGAGGGGUUUCUUGAAGAGGAUGAUGAAACAUGAAUCCACAACUACUGCACGAGCAACAACAAGUGAAAUCACGAAAGAAAGCAACGGUGUACAGGAGAUGAAUUCCGACAAAUACAACGCCACCCAUUUUAUCAACGUCACGAUGACACACGGACACCACCAACUCCCACUUGACCCCAAAAUAGCAAAGUUCAUUGCUGAUGCGACAACCCUGAUCAAGGACAUCUUCCGACUUGUCUUCCCGACGGGCGGCUUCUUCAGCUCCUCCGAGAUUUCCCUUAAGGCACUCGGCACAUCGGGGCUUUUCGAUCCAGCCCGUAUCGUCAGUCAGAUUACCGAAGCCCAACGGGGGAAGAACCGGCUCGUUGAAGCCAAACCGUCCGCGCCUGAGACAAGCAAGGCCGCACCGACAACCAGACCGACGUCAAAAUCGACGAGUAGAUAUAAACCCACUAAAUCACCAAUUCUCGUCUUGGGAACAAGUUUGCCACAGCAAAGUGCAUUCAAAUGGCCAGAAAUUCAAAUCCCUUUCUUCGCUGGGAUUGGGAUUUUUGUCUUUGUGUGUAUCGCUGCAGCUGCGAUUGCAAUGUUUUCGGGAGCAUGUCGCGACGGGUCACGAUUCUGUGAAUGCAGCUGGCUGUCUACAGUUUCCGAGAAACUCGCCUUGAGGAAACUGCACAUUGAGCGCCAAAGCCGCAAGACCUCGCCGGCCAAGAGUGACUUUGUUAAGAUGCACUGCCUGGCAAAACAAACAAUCGACGCUUCAGCGGCAUCAAAAGUUACUAGUCCAGACAAAAUUCAGACUGAGGUUGCGGCCGACGAUCGUGGUAUAGUGUCAGUCACACCGCUUGUUCUCACGGAGGAAUUUCCUAACAAAUCCGGCACCACGCCACCAAAAAGCCAAGCCAGCCAAGACAAGACGUCCUUGGGUCUUCUCGGUUACCUAAAGAGCCGCCUGUCAUCCUACCAAGACACUCCUUCCAAGGAGACGCCAAAAACGUCCCCGCGCGAUGAGAUCACCUUGUUCGAUAUUUCGGUGGAGCGCAGUGUCAGUGAGCCGAACAAGACUGUGACUGGUAAGCGUGAGACAGCAAACGACAUCGGGCAACCAGUGCAGUUGACUGACGUCCACGCAGCUGUUAGCGAAAACCUUCCAGCCAAGCAUACGGCGGUAUCCGGAGAUUCUGUCGAUACGUCUGUGAUGCAUCGAGGAAAAUCCUUGGAUGUCGUCGCCAGCGAUGGUGAAACAGGUGUAACAAGGACCUCGUCCGAUCUCCGCUGGUAUGCAAAAGAGUGCCUCUCAAACCAAAGGAUGAUGACACAAGCUAGGACACAUUCCAUGACGUCAUCCAACGACGACAAAAUGCUCAAGAAAGCAGAUCCCGAGGAUGAUGGGAUAUGGUGAAAAAUUGACUGUUGUGCGUUGGCAUCUAAGCAAUGUAGACCUUGUCGUCAUCGAUAGACGGUGGCAUGAACGACAGUAGGGUCGACCACCACCACGAAAAGCAUUUCACCAGAUGACCUGUUUAAUGGCUUUCCCUUUCUCUUCAUUGUUUGUGAAAUUAAUAUAACUUGGAUCAACCUGUGGCUGGCCUUGGGAAAAUAGCUGCAAGUCAGACUAUAUAGGAAGGUGUCGCUGCGACACACUGGUGCAACGGUGUGUGUUUGACCCAAAUCAAUGCGCUGAGGUCCCAUGUACCACAUCUUUUGGAAAGUUACUUCUUUUCAUGCUCAUUGGCAGCGGACAUCGACAUUGUGACACAUGCUGACAAUUUUUGCAUGAUAAUGAAAUUAUGUUUUAUUAUGUUUCCUUGUAAGUUGGUUUUUAUUAGGUUGAUUCAGAGCUUCCUCCUGAAGUGCUCUACGGACCAUUAGAAAUAGUGAGAACUCAAAUGCAGUUUGGAAAAAUUGGAUGGGUAUAUCAUCCAAUCUUGUUGUAAGAUCUGUCCAUAACUUCAUCUGCAGAUGACUGACAUUUCUUUAUAAUUUACGAUUGUAGACAGAGGAUUGAUUAAAUAAAGGGCCCAAGUCAAA
Acanthaster planci (crown-of-thorns starfish) is the source of this 3180-nucleotide messenger RNA. RefSeq lists its product as uncharacterized. Gene Ontology annotation, cellular component: plasma membrane. Gene Ontology annotation, molecular function: protein binding. Lineage: Eukaryota; Metazoa; Echinodermata; Asteroidea; Valvatida; Acanthasteridae. The record is from RefSeq and is a predicted model, not a curated record.